AUGGGGUGUACAUUGACGGCGCAGGACAAGGUGGCAGUGGACAGGAGUAAAAUGAUUGACAAAAAUUUGCGGGACGCUGGAGACAAGGCAUCGAGAGAGGUUAAAUUGCUUCUCCUUGGUGCAGGUGAAUCAGGAAAAAGUACCAUUGUAAAACAGAUGAAAAUCAUUCAUGAGUCGGGCUACUCAGAGGAGGAGUGCAAACAGUACAAAGCAGUGGUGUACAGCAACACCAUCCAGUCCAUCAUAGCCGUAGUCAGAGCCAUGGAGCGGCUGAAGAUCGACUUUGCCGACUCCGCCAGAGAGGAUGAUUCCCAGCAGCUGUGUGUGCUGGCGGGCUCUGCCGAGGAAGGCUACAUGACUGGAGAGCUGGCUGGGAUCAUCCGCCGCCUGUGGAGGGAUGGAGGGGUGCAGGCCUGCUUCCUGCGCUCCAGAGAGUACCAGCUCAAUGACUCGGCUAGCUACUACCUGAAUGACCUGGACAGGAUCUCCAGUGGCAGCUAUGUCCCCACACAGCAGGACGUGCUGCGCAGCAGGGUGAAGACUACUGGCAUCGUGGAGACUCACUUCACCUUCAAGGAUCUGCACUUCAAGAUGUUUGAUGUGGGGGGCCAGAGGUCUGAGAGGAAAAAGUGGAUUCACUGCUUUGAGGGUGUGACUGCCAUCAUCUUCUGUGUGUCUCUGAGUGAUUAUGACCUGGUGUUGGCUGAAGAUGAGGAAAUGAAUCGGAUGCACGAGAGCAUGAAGCUGUUCGAAAGCAUUUGCAACAACAAGUGGUUCACUGAGACCUCCAUAAUCCAGUUUCUCAAUAAGAAGGACCUGUUUGAAGAAAAGAUCAAAAGAAGUCCUCUCACUAUCUGUUACCCAGAGUACACAGGAGGCAACACAUAUGAGGAGGCUGCUGCUUUUAUCCAGUGUCAGUUUGAGGACUUAAACAAAAGGAAAGACACUAAAGAGAUUUACAGUCACUUUACUUGUGCGACGGAUACCAAAAAUGUGCAGUUUGUCUUUGACGCUGUCACUGAUGUUAUCAUCAAGAACAACUUGAAAGAUUGUGGUCUCUUCUAG
Messenger RNA from Sardina pilchardus (European sardine), 1065 nucleotides. It is a transcript of the gene gnaia, whose product is annotated as guanine nucleotide binding protein (G protein), alpha inhibiting activity polypeptide a. Gene Ontology annotation, cellular component: heterotrimeric G-protein complex. The record is from RefSeq and is a predicted model, not a curated record. Gene Ontology annotation, biological process: adenylate cyclase-modulating G protein-coupled receptor signaling pathway. Lineage: Eukaryota; Metazoa; Chordata; Actinopteri; Clupeiformes; Clupeidae. The transcript is spliced from 8 exons. Gene Ontology annotation, molecular function: GTPase activity; G-protein beta/gamma-subunit complex binding; GTP binding. Bases 1 to 1065 code for a protein of 354 amino acids.